Messenger RNA from Aspergillus aculeatinus CBS 121060, 499 nucleotides. RefSeq lists its product as uncharacterized. Lineage: Eukaryota; Fungi; Ascomycota; Eurotiomycetes; Eurotiales; Aspergillaceae. The record is from RefSeq and is a predicted model, not a curated record. The transcript has a single exon. Bases 151 to 447 code for a protein of 98 amino acids.
GCACGGAGGAUCAACAGGUGCGCCGUGCACACAACGGCCUGUUCGACAAUCCGAUGAUGUGCUUGCUUUGCUGUGUGGUUAUCUCGAUGACCAAACCUUAAAACAGCAGCCCAUCGGCAACUCUUUUCAUUGCACAAUGACUCGGUUGUUAUGGAUCGCAAGUCGCAUUUCCCGCUGUCACACCGCUUUCUUGUUGACGCUAUCCCCAAACAUCACACCACAUUCUUCUUCUUUUUUUUUUCUUACUUCUGGCUCCAGUGUUUCCACUUUCUCGGUCUCAGUGUCAAUAAUAACAUCAUUUGGUCCAUAAUUCCUACGCCCGUCCCCCUCCCCCCACCAUCCAAUGGUUGUGUCAUCGUCAUUAUUGGCAUUGUCAGUUGCCCUCAUUCCAUGGCCCACGUUCUCGGCGAUCCUCCAUAUGCUCGAUCGCAACGAGGGGUGUUCUAGUGUCGAAUCUUAGAUAUUCAAUGACGUCCAUGGAGGGGGAGGGAGCACUGCU